CUGUACCAGCCUAAAUACCCCCUUAUACCCCAUGUGUUUUACUUCUGGAGAGACUGGUACACCUGCACCCUGGCACACAUCCACCAGCAUACAGAUCAGCAGCGCUGGAGGCUCCUGCAGUCAUGCCAGCCUAACCGACCGUGCUGUUCCUCCUCUUCUGCGUCUGAAAGGUGGGCAGGAUGGGUGAGGCUGCGUCUCCAUCCAUCACCCCUGUGCAACAGAUGGUGGCAUCCGGUACCGGGGCCCUGCUGACGUCCAUCUUUGUAACCCCGUUAGAUGUGGUGAAGAUCAGACUGCAGGCGCAGCAGACUCCCUUCUACAAAGCCGUAGCAGCAGAUUCAAGAUCCUGGAAGGGAAUCAAUCGCCUCCCGAAAUGGAAGUGCUUUCUGUACUGUAACGGACUGAUGGACCACAUCUACGUCUGCCAGAACAUGACCUCCUGCAGCGCCUUGUACAAAACACCCACCCACUUCAGCGGCACGCUGGACGCGUUCGUGAAAAUCACGCGGAACGAGGGGUUACGGUCUCUGUGGAGUGGACUCCCACCUACACUUGUGAUGGCGGUUCCCACCACGAUAAUCUACUUCACCUGCUACGACCAGCUGAGAGACUUCAUGCGUUACGAUUUGGGAUAUAACAGCUACCAUGUACCCCUCAUCGCUGGAGCCCUGUCGAGACUGGGGGCCGUGACGGUGAUCAGCCCGCUGGAGUUGGUGCGCACUAAGAUGCAGUCUCGGCGCGUAUCGUACGCCGAGCUCCGGGUGUGCAUCCGCUCGGCCGUCAGUCAGAACGGCGUCCUCUCACUGUGGAGGGGCUGGGGACCCACCGUCCUCCGAGAUGUCCCCUUCUCAGCUCUGUACUGGUUUAGUUACGAGCGGUUAAAAGAGGAGCUGUGUGAGAUCUACAGAUCACCGCAGGCUUCGUUCAGCAUCAGCUUUACCUCAGGAGCGGUCAGUGGAGCGGUGAGUGGUUGGAACUGGUUUUCUCUUCUGAUCGCUGCCGUACUGACGCUCCCAUUCGACGUGGUGAAAACACGCCGACAGAUCCAGCUGGGAGAGAUGGAGACAGUUGGAGCAACCUUGAAGAAACAGUCUUCCACGUGGCUGAUAAUGAAGAGUAUCUGGAGUGAGAAAGGUUAUCGGGGUCUGUUUGCAGGCUUCAUGCCGCGGGUGAUCAAGGUGGCUCCGGCGUGCGCCAUCAUGAUCAGUACAUACGAGUUUGGGAAGACCUUCUUUGUCCAGCGCAACCGGGAGCAGCGAGGGGGGUGAAGGACGCCACGCCGAGGCUGAACGUCCAGCUUUGGAGAAACUGCAUGUAGCUCGGCCAACGGGCAGUGGGUCUGUCCGACUCAAGCUGGGACCUCUUAGCACCACAGCAUGACCUACUAGCACCAAAGCAUGCUGGGAAACCCUGUGUAUAUCUUCUUAUGCUAGCUCUAUUACAAGCACGGUGCUGUGAACAGACGCUAUUAAGUGCAUGAAUGGAUGGAUGCUGUUUUCAUCCAGCUGAGCCACUGUGUCUUUAAAACGGACUUAUUAGUGAGAAUUUGUGUUUUAUUUGCUUUGAAGGUUCCAGGUACAGAACCCUACGUAGCUCUUCACCCAGGCACCAACGGGACCUGAUAGAUUUUAGAAACAAGGCCAGUAUGGCACCAUUCACUGCUGACUAGUGAUGGCUAAUGCAGACACUCAUACCGACGACUUAUUUCAUUUUCCAUUUUCAGAUGUCGAUUGAUUGAUGAAAAAGUUGAUCUGAAAUGUCUGUGCUUGGUAAAUCUGACACUAAAAACG
Molecule: messenger RNA, 1790 nt
Organism: Trichomycterus rosablanca
Lineage: Eukaryota; Metazoa; Chordata; Actinopteri; Siluriformes; Trichomycteridae
Gene: slc25a39
Product: solute carrier family 25 member 39
Exons: 12
Coding region: 180-1268 (362 amino acids)
Biological process (GO): mitochondrial transmembrane transport
Cellular component (GO): mitochondrion
Source: RefSeq, a predicted model, not a curated record